UUUUCCACUCUACAUUUCUCUCCCCAUUCUCAGUCACUCUCUGUUUCUCUCUGAUGCCUCCUUUCCGAAUUUCCUCUCUCUUCAUUCUCCUCCUCGCCACGGCGGCGACAGCGGCGGAAGGGAGAGAAAUUGGAGGAUUAGAGGAAUUGGAGGCGGAGGAAGCGCGGCGGAGAGAAGCCGAUAGAGUUACCGACUUGCCAGGGCAGCCACCGGUAAAUUUCCGCCACUACGCCGGCUACGUCAAACUCCGUCCAGAGCGAGAAGAAGAGGAAAAGGCAUUGUUCUAUUGGUUCUUCGAAGCCGAAAACCAAACCGACGUCGCUCGGAAACCCCUCGCUCUUUGGCUCAACGGAGGGCCAGGCUGCUCAUCCAUAGCCUAUGGAGCUGCACAAGAGCUGGGCCCCUUCCUUGUUCACAGCAAUGGCCAAUUAAAACUCAAUAAUUUCUCUUGGAACAAAGCUGCAAAUAUUAUAUUCUUGGAGGCACCGGUCGGAGUUGGAUUUUCCUAUACCAAUAAAUCAUCGGAUUUAUAUAAGCUCGGUGAUAAGGUCACAGCUGAAGAUUCUUACGCCUUUCUCAUCGGUUGGUUCAAAAGAUUCUCAAGUUUCAAAUUUCAUGAUUUUUAUUUAGCUGGAGAGAGUUACGCGGGUCACUAUGUUCCUCAGCUAGCUGAGCUCAUUCACGAGAGAAAUAAGAAUUCUUCGAAGGAUACGUUUAUUAAUCUCAAGGGUUUUAUGAUCGGGAAUGCUGCGAUCAACGACGAGACGGAUUCGAAGGGAAUGGUUGAGUAUGCGUGGAGCCAUGGGAUUAUUUCUGAUAAACUUUACCAUAGUAUAGUUAAUGACUGCCAGUUUGCACCUGAAUCCAACUCUGAGUCCGUUAACCAAACAGCAACAGGCCACUGUGAUGAUCAUCUCAGAGCCUUCUUGUUGGCUUACUCUGAUAUUGAUAUUUAUAGCAUUUAUGCUCCUAUUUGCCUCUCUCCUUCUUCUUCUUCUAAGUCGACUUUCUCGAGCUUCGUCGGUGUUGCUCCUCGAAUCUUUUCGAAACACGAAUUGUGGCAUAAACUUCCAUCGGGUUACGAUCCAUGUACCGAAGGUUAUGCAAAAAAGUUCUUCAAUAGAGACGAUGUUCAAAGGGCUCUUCAUGCUAACGUUACAGCACUAUCGUAUCCGUAUACUCCCUGCAGUGGUGUGAUUAGGCAAUGGACGGAUUCAACUGACUCGGUGUUGCCUAUCAUUCACAAGCUCCUCAAUGUCGGAUUGCGUAUUUGGGUUUACAGCGGAGAUACGGAUGGACGGGUUCCAAUAACGUCGACGAGGUACAGCAUAAACAAGAUGGGGUUGGAAAUAGAAGAAGAGUGGAGGGCAUGGUACCACAAGAAUCAAGUGGCUGGUUGGGUUGAGACCUACAGGGGAGGGCUCACCUUGGCUAGUGUGAGAGGGGCAGGCCAUCAAGUCCCUGUUUUUGCUCCUCAACAAUCCCUCUCCCUUUUCUCUCAUUUCCUUUCCACCAACACUUUGCCCACCACUCGUUCGUAAAUUGUUGGAGGGUGAGUCUGUUCGAUAACUAUUUUAUUUUUAAAUAAGACAAUGGUUACCUACGUUUUAAAA
Cucurbita maxima (winter squash) is the source of this 1613-nucleotide messenger RNA. Its product is annotated as serine carboxypeptidase-like 35. Lineage: Eukaryota; Viridiplantae; Streptophyta; Magnoliopsida; Cucurbitales; Cucurbitaceae. The transcript has 7 exons. Gene Ontology annotation, biological process: proteolysis. The record is from RefSeq and is a predicted model, not a curated record. Gene Ontology annotation, cellular component: vacuole. Gene Ontology annotation, molecular function: serine-type carboxypeptidase activity. Bases 54 to 1541 code for a protein of 495 amino acids.